CCAAGCGGUCAACAUGGAUGGCGUUCGCCCUUCAGGAGAAUUUUGAAAUCACCUUUUGGACGCGCGAUAGCCUCCCCCUUGGUCAGCAACACUGCGCUGACUUUCAGGAAUUUGUGAGGGUCGUCGAAGGAGCGAAGGAGGAACUGCACGAGGACAAAGAGAGUUGCCUAGCGAUGCUGCUGGAGUUGCACAACCAGGGCCAGGACCACUGUGUCCUCGCCUGCACUGAGUGCAAGCAGCGGGUGAAGACAGGCUGGCACUGCCCUGGGUGCGAGGACUACGAUCUUUGCAUCAACUGCUACAACACCAAGGGCCACACCCACAGGAUGGUGAAGGUGGGGCUGGGCCUGGAUGAAGAGGCAGUGGAGGGCGAUGAGGGCGGCAACCAGGGGGAGAUGCAGUUCAGGAGAAUCCAGGAGGCUCGGCGCCUCAGCUUCCUGCGCUGCAUCCAGACCCUGAGGCAUACCCGCCAGUGCCGCGACGCCAGCUGCUCUCGGACCAACUGCCAGAGGAUGAAGCGUGUUGUGCUGCACCCCAAGCGCUGCCAGCGUAAGGUCAAUGGAGGCUGCCCAGUGUGCAAGCAGCUAUUCGCUGUUUGCUGUUACCAUGCCAAACGCUGCCAAGAAAACCCAUGCCCCGUUCCCUUGUGCCUCAACAUCAAACAGAAGCUCCUCGAGCAGCUGCUCCGGCUCCGCCAGCAGCGGAUUUGGAACCGACUGCGGCAGGGGUAGCUCCUGCGCCAGCGGAUGCCACCAUGAACACCCGUCACUUGCCUCAGCAGUCCUCCAUCCCCUCCUUGAGCACCACUCUGGACACCCCCACAGCAGCCCAACACACCCCAGAAACCACAGCCUCCGACUCAGUCCCAGCCCUGGCCUGCAAGCAUGUCACUAGCCGGCUUCUUCAGCUCGGCCAAAACUCUGCCCCCAUCAGUGUCCAUGAGGAAGCCCAUUAACCUUCAGCUCCAGCCCAGCCUGCAGCUCAGCCUGCAGAACCUGAACGCCAUGCCAGCCAGCGGGCCACGACCUGCUGUCCCUCCGCAGCAGCAACAAUGGGGCCUGAACCCCCAUUGCCAGGCAUUGAACAUCAUGAACCCGGGGCGCAACCCCUGCAUGGCAAGAAUGAACCACAGCACACAGAGAUGCCGCGGAACAGCAGCAGCAGCAGCCGCAGCAGCAGGAAGUCAGCAGCGCUGGCAUGGCUGCAGGCCUGGCAGGACACGCCCAGUUCCAGCAGCCUCAGGGAUACUGAUGCCUCCCCCAGCCAUGCAGCAGCAGCAGGUCCAGCAGCAGACUGGGUCCCAAGGCCAGCCAAACCCUGUUAGGAACUAACAGUUAGGCAUAUUCUGUACCUUUCCCUUGCCCUCAGUUUCUC
This is a messenger RNA of Myotis daubentonii (Daubenton's bat), 1374 nucleotides long. Its product is annotated as histone lysine acetyltransferase CREBBP-like. Gene Ontology annotation, biological process: positive regulation of transcription by RNA polymerase II. Lineage: Eukaryota; Metazoa; Chordata; Mammalia; Chiroptera; Vespertilionidae. Gene Ontology annotation, molecular function: chromatin DNA binding; transcription coactivator activity; zinc ion binding. The record is from RefSeq and is a predicted model, not a curated record. Gene Ontology annotation, cellular component: transcription regulator complex; histone acetyltransferase complex.